AUGAUGCGGAAGAACUCCUCCUCGUUCACCUCGCCAUCCCCAUCCCGAUCGGCCUCGUCAAUCAUCUCUUGCAACUCCUCAUCUGCGCAGAAAGGGGGCCAAAGUGUUUGGCAUGGGACUGGUGCGUGCCAUUGGUCGAGCCACAUGCAUGCUUGCCAGGUGCAGGUGCAAUUCUGCAAGGGUUGA
Auxenochlorella protothecoides is the source of this 186-nucleotide messenger RNA. RefSeq lists its product as hypothetical. Bases 1 to 186 code for a protein of 61 amino acids. The record is from RefSeq and is a predicted model, not a curated record. The transcript has a single exon. NCBI's taxonomy places the organism in Eukaryota, Viridiplantae, Chlorophyta, Trebouxiophyceae, Chlorellales, Chlorellaceae.